Messenger RNA from Macrobrachium nipponense, 1699 nucleotides. RefSeq lists its product as uncharacterized. Lineage: Eukaryota; Metazoa; Arthropoda; Malacostraca; Decapoda; Palaemonidae. The record is from RefSeq and is a predicted model, not a curated record.
AAGAUGAACCUCCUUCACUCCCCCCCAGCUAGUACUAGCUAGCGGCAGUCAGAAGGACUGAGAGGAGGAGCUGUCCUGCUCUCUCUCUCUUUCUCUCUCUUUCCUUCGCUCCUUCGUUCCUUCGUAAGCAGGAACUUUUGGUUUCGAAGAGAAAAAAUCAAAAGAAAACGCGGCGCCAACAUGAGGUGGGCAGUGCUCGCUCUCUUCCUAGUACUAGGCCUCCUGUGUCGCCAGUCGUCUUCCGUCCACGUCCCGACGAAGGAGAGUCUGUGCGGCCUCAUCGUCGACACCAGCUACCAGGACAGGUGCCUGCAGUGCUUCACGGAGGCAGGACCUCUGGAGGAAAAUCCUGAAGGGUUUCGCCAAUGCGUAGCUACGUAUCUGCCACCACUGACUGCUGAGUGCGCUGUUCCGCAUCCAAACACCCGGAAAGUAGCCCGCAUAGAGCAGUACAAGCCAGAAGUCCACCACAACCACACGAAUGCCAACCUCCUGCCUAACUGUCUGAAAAGGAGGAUGAGGGAUCUGUCGCGCUACCUGAAGAAAGAGAACCGGUUCGCUCAGCAGGCAGGGAUGAUCGUGAAGACGGUGGUCGAGUCUAGCCUGAUCCCAUCAGGUGGAAUGAACAUGUUAAACAUCAUGUCUCAGAGAUACAUCCUCUGCCUUCCCGCCGUCAAGGACUUAGUCAUGUUUGGCGCGCAGUCGUGCCUGGAAGGAUACGAUUAUUCCUGCGAAUCGCAAAGAAGUUCCUUAGGCGACGACUCCCUCGAGAGUGACGAAGAAGAAGAAGAAGAAGGAGACGGAGACUCAAAAGCCUUCUCGGAGGACGAUGAAUCCGACGAGGAUUACGACUACGACGACGACGAAGCGUCAAAAGGAACAACUGGGAAAGAGCUAUGAAGGUCUUGAUCCGACUCCCUCGUCAAAAAUGAUGUUGACAGUGAGGAGGAGCUACGAGCAAGGCCACCCACCAAAGGCAACGGCCUUCCCUAUGGAGGCACGAACGAACUCUCGCAGGAGAUGAUAGUUGGGAAAUGCAUCAUAGAUACGUUGAACGAGAAGAAGUUGACGAUCCAUCUCAUCAGUGUCAUCGCCCAAGAUGAGUUCUUCCAUCCGAUUCCUAACAUGUGGGUCGAACCCAUCCUGAGAUUCUACAAGGCGUACCGAGAAGAGCUGGAGAACGAGGAGAGUGGGCGAUGAUGACGCACCCACCCGGCUUACGAUACCACCCACCGUAAAUCAGUGGAUGGUGACAGCCACCAGCUUACGAUACCACCCACCAUAAUCUAGAGUAUUAAAAUGAAAUAUGUAUCUUGUGUAAUGAUAACUCGGUGUGAUGAUAACUCUGUAAAAUGAUGAAUAAACAUGAAGUUUCGUAUUUGUAUACGAGGCGAUCGUAUAUAUCGGUUUCUCAACAUUUUAAUAUUAUACGCUUGGAAAAGGGCCGUAAAUCACGCGAUGCUUUUUUGGGGCUGCACUAUAAAGAACUGUUGUUAAUAUAUAAUGCUAAUUCAUGUGUUUAAAUUGACAUUCCGUGUUACUGGCCUUAUCAACGUUGGCCGACUGGAGCUGAGUCCACUAUCAGUUCUCGAUAAAGAUGAAAGACGGAGAUAAAAAGGUACCUUAAACUAAGACAGAAUUGUAUGUUUCCCAAUAAUCCUCAUAUGUAAAUCAUGCAACAAUAAAUAGAAAAAAACAA